Rhipicephalus sanguineus (brown dog tick) is the source of this 1032-nucleotide messenger RNA. Its product is annotated as angiotensin-converting enzyme-like. Gene Ontology annotation, biological process: proteolysis. The record is from RefSeq and is a predicted model, not a curated record. Gene Ontology annotation, molecular function: metallopeptidase activity; peptidyl-dipeptidase activity. The transcript is spliced from 6 exons. The coding region runs from base 28 to 1032 and encodes 334 amino acids. Gene Ontology annotation, cellular component: plasma membrane. NCBI's taxonomy places the organism in Eukaryota, Metazoa, Arthropoda, Arachnida, Ixodida, Ixodidae.
GAUACGGCAGGAUUUCUUGACUCCCAUAUGGCGGCGGCAUCGUCGUGGUUUCUCCUCGGCAUCCACUUGGCGUUACAUCACACGACAGUACCUCAACAUCCCCACCUUGGGCUACCGAACAUCAUCGUUGAAGAAUACAAGGGAUGGAUGUAUGCAAAGUAUGUGAACUCCAUACUCACAUCAGUGAUGAACAAAGUGACGGAAGCGGAGUGGAACUACGUAACGAACCUCACGAAGUACAACAAGCAUCUAAAAGUGGCCGCAUCGGUUGCCUUGAGGAAGCUGCAAAAGCAAAUUUCGAAGAACGUCGAACACUUCAGGUGGACAGAAUUUAGAAACCCAGUGACAAAAAGAAUUUUCGACAAAUUGGCGGGUCUUGGCGCCUCCGUGCUGUCUCACGAAAAGGAAGACGAGAUGACAAAGCUUAUCGCCGAGAUGCAGGAACACCACGCUUCAGCAAAAAUCUGUCCGCGGUACAGCUACCCUUAUCAGGACUGUCAUUUAUCUCUGGAUCCAGAGAUUAUAAAUACUAUGCGAACAUCGAGGGAUUACUGUGGACUCCUCCACGCCUGGAAUGAAUGGCGUAGAGUUGCCGGGAAGCCCAUGCAGCAGAAAUUCCUGCGCUACGUUCAACUUCAAAAUGAAGCUGCUAUACUGAGCGGAUUUCACGAUGCCAGUGUCACGUGGAUAGGUGCCUACGAAGACGACGACUUCGAGCAAAAAAUGGCACAAAUAUGGGAACAGAUCAAGCCACUGUACAUGCAUCUCCACGCUUACGUGCGCUCGAAGUUACGUGAUGUGUACGGCUGGCAAAGAGUCUCGAAGUUCGGUCCUAUUCCGGCUCAUUUACUUGUACCGGCCGGCUUAAAUUGGCAGACGUGCCUGUUGCACUACGACGACGUCGUUGUGUUUGCCUCAAACUUCGACGAAAAGAUUCGGCCCCGUGAAGCUGUACUGCAAGCAAUCAAGACCUCCGGACUCAUCUUGAAGCCUGAAAAUAGCCACUUCGCGUACGAGGAGCCCUUCUUUUAG